Messenger RNA from Dioscorea cayenensis subsp. rotundata (Guinea yam), 4100 nucleotides. RefSeq lists its product as uncharacterized. The record is from RefSeq and is a predicted model, not a curated record. The coding region runs from base 414 to 1079 and encodes 221 amino acids. The transcript has 5 exons. Lineage: Eukaryota; Viridiplantae; Streptophyta; Magnoliopsida; Dioscoreales; Dioscoreaceae.
CUUAUUUCCACACGUCAACCCCUCGAACACCGCUUCCCUCGUCGACACUUCAUUGAAGACGACCCUCACACGACGCUUCACCAAACCCUCAUCUUUUUCUCUCCUUCUCUUCUCCCUUCUCUCUGGAAUUCUCCGAUCGUGAAUCAGAUCUAUGUUUUGUGGAUGAUCCCCCAUAAUCUCCGCUCUCCGGCGAUCCCUGUAGAUCUCUGUAUCUCCAUCGAAUUCAGAUCCAUUCUCCCAUCUGUUCCAAAUCUUGUUGCUUUUUGUUUUGAAUUGGAUUGAGAUCUAUUUUUAUGGUAACCUGUAUGAUUCUCGAUCAAUCUUAGUUUGGUUUGGUGAGGAUUUGUGAAUUUUCUUUGGUUUUGUGAUCGGGAUUGGAUUUAGGGUUUGGAUUGUUUUUGGGUCUGGGAUAAAUGGCGAUGGUUGAUUGCCGGAGCUUGAUUGAGUUCUGCCGUGCGUUUGAGCGGCAUCGGAGAACGGCGGCGAGCUCCACGGAAUCAUCGGAGCACCAUCGUUUCCGUAAGAGCAAGUCUCUUAAUCCCUUGUCUCACCCUUUCUGUGAGCACUCAACCUUCGCCGUCGUUGACAUCGUCAUCCUCUGCCUGGCCCUUGGAGCGCUCGGAGUCCUCACCGUCCCUUGCCUCAAGCUCAUCUUCCAAGAAUCUAGCUAUCUUCUCACCUUUGCGGUGGCUUUCAUGGAGGAAGUCAUCUGCAAUGCCCCUGUUGCUUACAUUGCAGGCUUGAUCAUGUUCGUUACUGCCAUCGUCGUUUGGGAAUGGAUCAGUUACCAGGGGAGGAAAUGCGGGAAUCCUUAUUGCAAAGGUCUUAAGAAAGCCGUCGAAUUUGAUAUCCAGCUUGAAUCAGAGGAAUGUGUGAGGUACUUGCCACCUUCGCCAAAGGACUUGCUUGGAGCCUGCCCGCUUGAACUAGGAGGUGAUCACAAGGAGCUUGAAGCUGAGCUUAAGAAGAUGGCACCGCUGAAUGGACGCACUGUUCUGAUAUUUCGCUUGCGUUGUGGGUGCCCUGCUGGGAGAAUGGAGGUUUGGGGGGAGAAGAAAGUGCGCAGGAUCAAGAAGUAGACAUCUAUAUAUACUCAUCUUUAUCUCAUAAUAUGCCCUCUUAUAGGAACAAUAUCCAACUUUAAGCUUGUGGAUCUCUCAUUACUCCUCUUCAGCAAAUAAAUAACAUAGGAUAUGCUCUGAAGAUUGUAGCAUCUAGCGGCAUUAUCAUAUCAUACUUUCAUCGCCAGGGAACUUCAAUCACAUAAUUUCAAUAAAGUGAUCUAUUAGAUAUCAUUUGUGACUUAAUAUUUUUGCCUGGUUGCUUCUUUCUUCUGUCAUGACAUUCUUUUGAUAAGUUGCAUUUCUGGAGCAUGAUGUGUUCAUAUUAAUCUAGUCUUAGCAUUCUAGUGUAUGCAAAUUAUUAGAAGGGACUGUUUUUGAAUUUGUUCUCUAUCUCUAAUUAGUUCAAAGCUUUGGUACUACAUGACCAUUAUGUUUGGAGGAAAUAUCUUUCUUUCUUUUUUCCCAUGUAGCAUGUGAUUUUAAUAGUUUAAUAUCCAAUCAAUGUGGUACUCUCCUUGCAUGUUUUGUUUUGUUUUUUAUUUUAUAUCUGUCAUUUUUAGACUUCUUUGGAUGGUAGCUUUUUCAAGUGAGGCAGCUUGUUUUGACGCUAACGACAAACUUAUGAUCAAGCUACUUGUUUUAUGUUUUCAAUGGUCCAUGACUCUGUUAUGUUCUGAAACUGUAUUUUUUUGGAAUUAUUUAUAAUAGUUGGCGCAAACUUGUUUCCAAGUCAAUUGUUUGUUGCUGAUUAAGCUACUUCUUUGGACUUUUUUUUAGACUUUUUAGAUGUUAGCUUUUUGUAGGUGAGGUAGCUUGUUUGAUGCUAACGACAGACUUUUGAUCAAGCUACUUCUUGUUUUAUGUUUCAAAAUGGUCCAUGACUAUGUUUAUGCUUCGAGACUGUAUUUUCCUGGAAUCAUAUUACGAUAGUUGGAGCAAACAUGUUUCGUGAUAUCUCUUCAAGUUGUAAUGUCUUUCGAUUCAAGUCAAUUGCUCAUUGCUGAUUAAGCUACUUUUUUUAGACUUUGUAGAUGUGAGCCAUUUCAAGUGAGGUAGCUUGUUUUGACGCUAGCAACAAACCUAUCAUCAAGCUACUUGGUUUGUUUUUUCCAAAUGGUUCAUGACUCUGUUUAUGCUCUGAGACUGUAUUUUUUUGGAAUCAUAUUAUUAUAGUUGGUGCAAACCUGUUUCAUGGUACCUCUUCAAGCUGUGAUGCCUUCGAUUCGAGUCAAUUGUCUGCCACUGAUUUUCAAGUUGAUAUAUUGCUGGGAGAAAAGUUUGUUUUUCCCGAAUGAUAAUAAUUCAUUGAAAUUAAAUACUGUUUGUGAAUUUUCUGUGUUUAGUUAUGAAUUGUUGUUUCUUGAGGGAACAAUGGUUAGCAAAAUUAUGAGGUUUUACCAUACUUUUGUUCUUGAAAUAAUUAAAGCAGCUAUUUUAUUUGUAUGAUAUUUUUUUUCUUUGUAAAUGAUUUAUUUGAUCCUUAAAUAUAAUCUUCAAAAGACAUGGCACCAUGCUGGUUUAAAUUUAGCUUGGCUAAAAUAUUUGACGCCCGUACUAGUGAUCUAAAUUUAGAUUGGUGUUGCAAAUUAGAAAUCAUGAGAGAGUUUGAUAGUGUGUUUCCUGAAUUUCAAUGAUUAUACAUGGCCUUUUGAAAUUGGAAUUUUCUUCUCAAAGUAGUAAGGUCGCAUAUUCUUAUAUCUUCUCAAUUGGGAAAACUGGGAGUCGUUGUUAUGUUCACGUGGUAGGAUGCUAUGUGUGAAAGUUGAUUUUCUUUAUUUAGAAAGAAGAUACAAAGAAGCCUAUAAGAGGGAGGGGAGGUUAACUUAUUUGUUUGACAUGAUUAUGUUCCAUUGUCUUUUGUCAAUUUAAGAGCAUUAUCAUAGACGAUGUUGGGAAAAGGCAUGUCUAUUGUGGCAUGCUCAUGUAUCUUAUGAACAUCCAUACAGUUCUCCUUCUUCUUCCUCAUAUGUACUUUAACUUCUCGAUCAAGAAAGGCCUACAUAGCAAAGGUUAGCGCUUUUAAUGGAGUCAAAGAAUUUGUCAGCAGUUUGAGAAUGCACUGAGACUGCCUUCAAACUAACUUUUAGUUUACACUACUUGUGAUGGCAUAGAAAAUAACUUUUUUUUUAUUGGUUGAACAUAAACCAUUUUCCGCUGGUGCAGGUUUAUAUCAAGUUUAAGAUAAUCCAGGUUUAUAAAAUUAUUGCUAAAUGUCUGUGCUUUGUGAUCUUCUAUUUUGUUCUCUCUGUUAUUAUUUUCUCUUAACAUAAUUCUUCAACCAAUUAUUAUUAUUAUCUUUGUUCUUUAGUGGUUGAAAUGGCCAGGGACAUGAUGCAUAAGGGACAGUUUUCAGUGACUCUGAAAGAGGCAACUAAAUGAUGACCAUCUGGUAUCAUGACAACCUGAGAGAGUGAUGAAUGCAUUCAAUUGAGAAACAAACUGGACCCCAUUGAUUGUUGGGAAUAUGGUAUCAAAAGAAGAGAUGGCACUUGUGUGGGGUGAAGCUAGCUUAUAACUGGAGACUGGGGAUGAACUGAACUAUCAUCUUCUGAUGAAUCUCUUACUCAUUUACAGAACUUCUCAUUUUCAGGGGGUUAAAAUGAGUUGUGCUUUCAAUUGCAAAGUUUGAAUCAUCAAUGGUCUUAAUCUAGUUCCUUGAGAGAAUUUCCAGUGUAGACUUGGACCUGCUGUAGUAGUUUUAAUGGUGUAUGCUGUAAUCAUAGAGCAUGCAGUUGGAAGAAGUGGAACGACCAUAGUUUUGUUGAGGACUUUUUGCUAGUUCGUUCUGAGAAUGACGUGUAGGGUGUUAUGGGAGUUCGGGCUUUUAGCCCUAUAAGAACUGUAUUGAGUUCUUGACUUUACAGUGUUUCUAGUUAUUUGCAAGGAUUUUUAGAAGUUCUACUGUUAUUUUAUCAUAGUCAAUUUUCGUGAUAUUCUAUGAUGUCUCCUAUGUUCUGAUGACAUGACUUUGAGACUGCUUAUUAGUGAAGUACCUUCUGUUUUAGGUUUGUGUUUUUUAUUAUUUUUUAGGAUAAA